Cooperia oncophora is the source of this 384-nucleotide messenger RNA. The record is from the annotation of a GenBank genome assembly. Lineage: Eukaryota; Metazoa; Nematoda; Chromadorea; Rhabditida; Trichostrongylidae.
GCUGUAGCCCGAAAGAUCAUUGACGCAUUCGGUGAAAGAACGACUACCGAUUGUACCGAACGCAAUAGGUAUAAACGCUUCGAGGACGGAGAGGCGCACGUGGAAGAUCGACAUCGUAGUGGAGGUCCUUCAGUGCUCCAAGAUUCGGAAAUGCUCGCCGCCAGUGAAGAAGAGCCAUAUCCCAAAGUAUGGCGUUUGGCAAGCAGGUUUGGGUGCACUUAUACGACGGUUGCAAACCGCCUCCACGCUCUCGGAUGCCGAGAGGUUUCGAUGAAAUGGAUAUCUAAUCAGUUGACCGACGGCCCGCAUAGCAAGGAGCUUCCUGAGGACCUGAUUACUGGGUCUGAGAUCCUCAACGAUGCCUUAUCCAUCGUGUUGUUUGGC